AUGCUCACCACACUCGCCACCAUCCUCUCCCUCGCCACCUUCUUCCUCCCCUCCGCCACCGCCUGCACCACCAUGGGCUCAAUGACGCACACCUUCUACGGCUACCCCGACAACGACCCUCCGGGGGCCGGCAUCGCCUACGACUGUGGGCGGGGCUACACAGCCGGCGGCACGGGCACGUACGACGACCCUCUCACGUUCGCGUCGGCGGCGGGCGAGUUCGACGAAUGCGAGGUCAUCUACGACCCGUACCUGCGCAAAUACCUGCGCUACGAGGACUACUGCCAGGCGUGCACGGACGACUGGAACGACGGGCAGAAGGGGCACCUGGACGUGUGGACGGGGAGCACGAGCGUCGACGGCGGCGACGCGCAGAUCGCGUGCGAGAACGACCUCACGCCGGGGGAUUCGUCCCAGACGGUCGUGAGGCAGCCGGCUGAUGACUUGCCGGUCGAUACGACGGAGCUCUUCGCGGAUGGACAGUGCCGCACUGAUCAUGUGUAUGGGAGCUACAACAUUGGGGACUACUGCUCUUAG
Diplodia corticola is the source of this 537-nucleotide messenger RNA. Its product is annotated as carbohydrate-binding protein. The transcript is spliced from 2 exons. NCBI's taxonomy places the organism in Eukaryota, Fungi, Ascomycota, Dothideomycetes, Botryosphaeriales, Botryosphaeriaceae. The coding region runs from base 1 to 537 and encodes 178 amino acids. The record is from RefSeq and is a predicted model, not a curated record.